AUGGCGACUCCGAGAGCGCCCAAGCGCACCUUCGCCGACGACGACGGAGACAACCACGACGACAUCAACGUCUGCUACGUCUCGAAUCCCAUUAUUGAUCGCUCAUCGACCUUUGUCGCGCAUUACCAUCCACGCGUCUUUGCUUCGGGCAAGGGCGCUGGCAGCGGCGGCGGCACCUCGGCGACGUCUCUGACCUCGAUCGUCAAAUCUCUACAAGCACAUCCCGAUUUCGCCGCCGCGGACCAUCGCAUGGCAGCUUGGCGGCGACCAUCUGGCCAGCGCACGCUUAUGCUCGGAGGGACCGCAUCGACACAAACAUCAACAUCAACAUCAUCCUCAGCCCCAACCUCGAUUUCGACAAACACCUUCUCGAGACCACCAACAGAAUCAGGAACGACAAGAUCCACUACCACAUCAACUGGAUACAACGGCAACAGAGUAAUCUACACAGUCGGCUCCGACGACGACGACGAAAAAUACUCAGGGAAGCGGCUCGAGCGCGUCCUCAUCGACAUGGACGUCGAAGGCGUCAUCGUCGUGGCGCGCUGGUACGGUGGAAUCAUGCUCGGUCCAGUACGAUUCACGCAUAUCGAGAACGUGGCCAAAGAAGCUAUCGGUAGAUGGAAAAUGCAACUGCAACUGCAAAUGCAAGCUCACCCGACGACCGCCAGAGACGAGAAACGCCAGAAGGUGCUGCCACUGGGGAACACUGGUGGUACGGGGGGUCCAGCAGGGAUAUCGGGGAAUGCGCAAAAGCCACGGGAACAAGCACAACAAUCACAAGCCCUACAAGCACAACAAGAAGAAGCAGAACGCACAAGACUUGCAAAACAACUCGUGGAACGCGAUAAUAGUAUCGUCGUCUUGCGGGGCCUGCUGGCUGAGAAGACGACCCCGACCCCGACCCCGAGACAGGAUCCGACACCACCAGCUGAACAAAACCAAUCCAGUCCGUCGGCCAGUAAGAUCGAUUAUACCCAGAUGCCGCUGCAGAGGUUGCGGUUGCUGGAUAAGGCCAGGGAUGCUACGAUCGCGUUCAUACUGAAACAGUUGGACAAAGUGGAUGCUGAGGAAAAGGAAAAGGAGAUGGAGAAGCCGAAAAACGCUAUCCCAGCCACGACAGUGUCGACAGCCGAGGAGGGAAGUGGCGGCGACGGUGAAGAAGCGGUUGGAGGGAUAAAUGAGAAUGCUCGGGGAGAGGAAGAAGAGCACAGCAAAAGUCCAGGUGUGGAAGAGGACGCCACUGCCAGGGAUCCCAUGCUGGAUAAUGGCAGGCUGGAUGACACGACACCGGGAGAGACAGGCGUUGAUGAGUGGGAAGACGGCAACAGAGUCCAACAAUCUGUGAACGAAGAUGCUGGUGUCGAGGAGACGAUAAUUGAAGACGGCAACAGAGUCCAACAGUUUGUGAAUGAAGAUGCUGGUGUCGAUGAGACGAAUGUCGAAGAUGAUGGGUAUGGCGAAGCAGCAGCUGAACACAGCCACUGGUGA
Molecule: messenger RNA, 1491 nt
Organism: Capronia coronata CBS 617.96
Lineage: Eukaryota; Fungi; Ascomycota; Eurotiomycetes; Chaetothyriales; Herpotrichiellaceae
Exons: 1
Coding region: 1-1491 (496 amino acids)
Biological process (GO): regulation of translational initiation
Cellular component (GO): cytoplasm
Source: RefSeq, a predicted model, not a curated record